UAAAUUCUUUAAAUUAAUCUUCAAGUAGUUAGUUGUUUAUUAGGAUAAAGAAGAAAAUUUAAGGGAUAAGUACAGUAUUCAAAAAUGUUAUUAAGUUAAUCAAUUCAAAAAGCUGUCGCUAAUGCUUUCAAGUAAAUUAGCAGAUCAUAGUAUAAAGCCAUUUCAUGUUUUAGCUCUUCAGAUAAAAACGAUAAUGGAAGUAACAAUCAAGAAGGAGAUUCUUCCAAAAAUAAUGAAAAGAAAUAGGCUACUACUAAUGAUGAUAUUUAUAUCCACAAGACCAGCUAUAAUUUAGAACAAUUUAAAUCGUAUACUUAAAACGUUGAAAAAGCUUUGAAGGAUCUUAAUUAAGAAAAAGAAAAAUUAGAAAAUUCUUCUCCAUUUGAUCUUCUACCUCGUAGAAAGCGUAGAGUUUAUGAUCGUCCUCUUCAUGAUCUCGAUAUUUCUAAUUACGAAUGUUGGAGAUCUUAUGAUAAAAUGAUUUUCAAGACUCACAAGCAUGCAGCAAGAGUUGUUUGCAAAAUCAACUUGUCUCCUCGUGCUUUAAAGCAUGCUUUUGGUAUCGGCUCUGAUGUCUCUAGAAACUCAGAUGUCUCUACUAGAGAAUAUGAUUUUGAAGAUUCAAAUUUAGAUUCAUUCUUGCUUUACGACUACAAAGCAACUACUGAGUAUCACGGAAAUAACGAUCCUAACUACGAUUAUUAAAACUAAGAUUAAGUCCCUCCAAAAAAAAGAAAGUAAUAACAUCCCACUCCUUAAGAAUUUUGGGAAUCAGAUGAACCUCAUGCUUUCAGAGUAAACUGCAGUAAUUAUGCUGAUUACCACAAAUUUAAAAAAUGGAUCUAAACUGAAAUUGAAAAAAGAGCUUCUGAAAAAUCAUAUGAAGAGAAAAUUAUUGAAAGAUUUGGACCAUAUAAGAUUUAUGAUCAAUAUGAUUAAAAAUAUGACUUAGUUAAAGAGCCUUCUGUAUUUAAAUAUGGCAGAGAAUAUUAUUUAGAAAAAGGUAAAAAAUUCUCAGAAAAGGAAAUGGAAGAAAAUCCUUAUCUCAAACCAAUUAAGCCUGCCAAACAAAUGGAAGACAAAUACAGAGUUGCUUGGCCUUAUCAAUGGAAUCCCAAACCUACUUAAUGA
Messenger RNA from Tetrahymena thermophila SB210, 1131 nucleotides. RefSeq lists its product as hypothetical. Lineage: Eukaryota; Ciliophora; Oligohymenophorea; Hymenostomatida; Tetrahymenidae. The record is from RefSeq and is a predicted model, not a curated record. The transcript has 4 exons.